GCGCGCAUUCCCCGACCGGCCAAGUCUCAGCGAGAGAAAACCCUGCUAAUUACCUUUGAUAGGAAAAGCCUGUACCGCGACGUGAAACCCAACCGUUUUCUAUUUUGUAUUCCACGCAAAUGUAUCCAAGAGCGUACGAUGUUCAGCCUAGUUCGUAUUCCUACCCUCCGCAGAAUUAUGCAGGAGCAGUUCACUUUCCUUAUGGAUAUUCUCAGUCGCGAUUUACUAACUACAGCAACGUUCCGAUACAGCCGCAAGAUCUCUCAGAAUUGCCGCGACACCCUCCACCUCCACUUUCGCACCUAACCGAGCAACUGAGUGGAAACCAUCGCGCUCAGACAGAAGAUCGGCCUUCGUGCAUGCUUCAAGAAAAAGGUUUACCAGUUUUCUUCCGAGUCACUUCGCGUCCGCUUGAUCGACGUAGAAAUCGUCGAGGAUCAGAGUCCUUCGACGACGGCGUUAAAGAUUUUCCCAGUUCUGAGGAACAAACGGGGUCAAGUACGGACACUAAGAAAAGAAAAGAGAGGACAGCUUUCACAAAACAUCAGCUUCAAGAACUGGAGAAUGAAUUCCUUCGUAACAAUUAUCUAACAAGAUUGAGGAGGUACGAAAUUGCAGUGAGUUUGGACUUGACCGAAAGACAGAUAAAAGUUUGGUUUCAAAAUCGGCGAAUGAAAUGGAAGAGGAUAAAAGGGCAGCCUUUACAAAAAAGGGGGAAUUAUUCUGUUGAGGAUGAAGAGGAAGAAACAACAACAUGAUUGCUUAUGGAUCAAAUAAAAAAUACUUUAAAGAAAGAACUUGUGAAUCCAAAUUGCGUUGUACACCAAAGGGAACUGUGUUCUGUUGGAUUUUCUCCACGGAUUUGGAGACACAAGCUCGAUAACUUCAAGGAAAGCCAGAGAUUUAAAAGGAAAAGGGCGAAGAUCAUGUUAUUUAGUCAGAAACAAGGGAGCUAACAUAGGUAAAAUUAAGAAUUUUUUUGAACCGUUAAUUUGUCGUUCGGAUGGAGGUAAUAUUAAAAGGUAACGCGGCAUGGCAAUCCAUUGAAUACAAAAAAACAAAAAUUGCGGAAAUGGUAAAGAAAAUUGUAUUUUUUAUCUAUGUACAGUCUGUAAACCUCUAUCACAUAUAUUUUGAAUUGUAACUCGUAAUGAAAAGAACACGAAUGCUGAUUUAAAAUGACAAAUUUAAAAUACAGCGGAAGUCGAUUGGAAUAAGUUGCAAAAGACUGAGAGGAACAAAGGCAAUAUAAUAUAACCUUUGUCGUUCUUUCUUUAUUUUCUGAAUCCGUAAAGCCUCAUUAUUUUAAAAUAUAGAGAAUUUCAGUAUUGUAGCUAAGCUUAAUGUAUCAGUUUGUAGAUUUCUUGUUACUCGUUUAGGGGAACUACUACCAAUACAGAAGGUGUCAAGUGCCCGGCUUGCUCGUUUUAAUUAGAUUCCGAGACCGAGUGGUCUAUGUGAUCUAUGUUGAUGCACUUAUCUGUUGCAGUGCUAUAUUUUAAAAGGAAAACUGAGUUACUUUACAAUUAUUUAUCCAGUUUUAAGGGAUGCAAGUGGUGAAUGAUUCAAUUGACCUUUUGCGAUUGUGGAGCUACAGUAUUCCAAGAUUCGCGAAAAAUAUAUCAGUAACUUGAGCACAACUCCAUAGUAAAUAUUAUUGAACAACGUCAAACCCAAAUCUUAAAAAUUGUUGUAAACUUAACGCCAAGAGAGAUGGAUAUGUUUAAUGAACACCCUAUAAAAUUAAAUCGUCACUGCAAUGUAAAUUCACUCAAGACGGAAGGGCCGAUAUUUCAGGACCCAUUGAGGAGCUAAAUACAAAAAUUCACAAUGUCAUAAAACUGUGCAGAUUGUUUGACAUGUAAAAGCCUUGGCUUCGACUCGUAAUCUAGUUGGUAGUUGAAUACUUUUAAAGAAAAAUAUGAUUGUCAGUUUCUCCUUUAAAUGAUUAACUCUCCCUGUAUAGUCUGAGUCGCUAUAACCUCACUAGUUUAUGUGAAAGUAAAUAUCACCAAUAAAUUCC
Pocillopora verrucosa is the source of this 2023-nucleotide messenger RNA. RefSeq names its product homeobox protein MOX-1. The record is from RefSeq and is a predicted model, not a curated record. Lineage: Eukaryota; Metazoa; Cnidaria; Anthozoa; Scleractinia; Pocilloporidae. Gene Ontology annotation, molecular function: DNA-binding transcription factor activity, RNA polymerase II-specific; RNA polymerase II cis-regulatory region sequence-specific DNA binding. Gene Ontology annotation, cellular component: nucleus. Gene Ontology annotation, biological process: positive regulation of transcription by RNA polymerase II.